This is a messenger RNA of Pundamilia nyererei, 3092 nucleotides long. It is a transcript of the gene csf3r, whose product is annotated as colony stimulating factor 3 receptor. Gene Ontology annotation, molecular function: protein binding. The transcript has 17 exons. The record is from RefSeq and is a predicted model, not a curated record. The coding region runs from base 311 to 2830 and encodes 839 amino acids. NCBI's taxonomy places the organism in Eukaryota, Metazoa, Chordata, Actinopteri, Cichliformes, Cichlidae.
CACAAAUGCAAAACAAGGAUGUUGCUGCCUGUGCUGCUUCUUGGCACACACACACGUCCUCAAAUCCGAGCUACUUUGAGCCACGCUGUUUCAUCUGGUGCUAUCAGGGCUGAUAAGAGCCUCUUGUCUUUCUGGGUCUGCUGCAGCUGCUGUGUGCCUACAGAACAAAUUGAACUGGACUCUGAGCAGUCGCCUGGUGUUGUGCGCAUGCUACAUGUUAAGCUGAGGAACAGUGAGUUUCUCAGCUUAUUCUCAGAAACAGGCAGGUUGAGGGCAGGUUGAGUGUUACAAGACCACAGGAAGUUUCUCAAUGCUGUACCACUUACUGGUUCUGGGUAGAUGUCUGUAUGUUGGUUUUAUCAUCAUGAUAUCCAAAUGGAUGUCAGUGAUUGUCAUGCUGGUGACAUUUGUGAACGGAGCAAGAAAUGAGGAUGGCAUACAGCCCUGUGCAAAGGUCCACACAUCCAGCUCAGUGGUACCUUUGGGAUCCCCUGUGACAGCCACAUGUGUCAUCAGAGAGGACUGCCCUUUGGUCACUGGACAAGCUGUUCAUAUAGAGUGGCGCCUUGAUGAUAGGCUUAUUCCCAGCAGUCCAGAAGCCAGUGAGAGCAGCAGGGUUUCCAGAGCUGUUAUAUCAAGCUUCAAUCACACCCGAGCAAUCCUCACCUGCUGUAUCCAAGCCUCUCCUCCUCAAGUAGUCGCAGGCGUGGAGAUCCGAGCUGGAUAUCCACCAGAAGCACCACAAAACCUCACCUGUCAGACAAACCUCACCAACCCCAUCACAAUCACCUGUAGCUGGGACCCUGGGCAGAGGGAAACCCACCUGCCCACACAGUAUUCCCUCCAUACUGAAAUGUGGGCUGAAAAUGAAAACUAUUCUUAUAAACUGCCACAAGGAGUCCAUCACUAUACCAUCCCUCGUUUUGAAUUUGUGCUGUUUUAUGACAUGAAGAUAUAUGUGAAAGCUGUGAAUGAACUUGGAGAGACAACCUCAGCACCACUUGUUUUAGAACCUGUUAGUUCGGCUAAGUUUGACCCACCCAGUAUUCAAGUGAUUUCUGAAAGGUAUGGCUGCCUGAGGCUGAACUGGAAUUUGUCCCCAGACCAGGCCUGGCUCCAGUCUUGCGGGUUAUUAAACCUGGAAUACCGAUUUAAGUCUGUUGACAGCACACAGUGGAAUGACCCAGUCUUGGUUCAAAAUGCUAAAACUCCUGUGGACAUGUGUCACCUGCUGCAUUGGACUCGGUAUUUUGCACAGAUCAGAGUCAGAUACCAGCAGAGCCCCUGGAGUGAAUGGAGCAGCAGCCAGUCUGGUGUCACCUUGGAGAGUGCUCCCACUGGACGCCUAGAUUCGUGGAUGGAGAUAUCUGAGGAUCCCCUGCUAAAACAACUCAACAUAAGCUUGUUUUGGAAGCCAUCAAAAGGAUUUCGUGCCAAUGGCCAAAAUGUGUCAUAUAUCGUCUUGGUGCAAAGGAGAGUGGUGUGCUCUACAAGGGAGAACUACUGUACUUUCAGUCUUUCUAGGAGCAUUAAGAAAGUGUAUGUAAAGGCUGUAAAUGCAGCAGGGAAAUCUUCUCCCACUGUAGUACAGAUUUACAAACAUAAAGCUCAUCCUGUAGUAUUAGAUGCCACAGCAGUCCCAUAUGGAAACAAUUCAUUUCUUGUUCAGUGGAGAAGCAUGGAUUCCUCAGGACUCAGCGAUUAUGUGGUGAAAUGGAGACCUUUGUUAAAAUCAGGCCUCUCCCACAUCCAGUUUGACAUUGCUGGCCAAAACCAGUCCAGCAUUGUUAUAACAGGCAGCUUUGAGCCCUACAAGCCCUAUGGGAUCUCUGUAUAUCCAAGGUUUACGGAUGGGAUAGGCCCUCCUAAGACAUUUAAUGCCUACUUGAGAGAGAAGGCCCCAUCCAUGGUUCCAAAAUUACAUAUUCAAAAGACCUGGAAUUCAGAUAUUAAGAUUACCUGGGAUGAAAUACCAUUAGACCAACGAAAUGGAAAGAUCCAAGACUACACAGUCUUCUACUGGAAUCAGAAGGGACCCGUUAACGUUGUGAACGUAGAUACAGAAAAAAGAAGUGUGAUCCUUAAAGACCCCAGUGUGCAUGGAGCUGUCUUGAUGGUUAGCACAUUUGGUGGGAGCUUGAAUGGGUCAGCAGUUCAUUUUGAAUUUCAGCCCUUUGAUGAGGUCGCUAGUGCGAUGAUUGUAAUCGGAUCAGUUUUUGGACUUUCAUUGCUGAUUAUUUUCAUAGUCCUAACUUGUUUCUCCAAACAUGAAAGGUUUAAGGGGAUUUUUUGGCCAGUUGUUCCAGACCCAGCUAACAGCUUUGUCCUAAGACUGACAUCAGAAUCAACACAGUAUACCCAUCCUUCAUGUGACAGCGAGGAUCCGAUAUAUUUGUCCCACCUCAGCUUUCCGGACAUCCCCAUGAAACUAAGCAAAGAGGAGGAUGAUCUUUGGAUAAACAGUUCAGAAGAGACCAGUGACCUUGGAGAGUCUAUUUGUGGUUCGCCCUUCAUCACCGAAUUCUCUGGCUCAAACAGUGACUCUGUUCCUUAUGCUACUGUGGUGUUCUCUGGUUUUUGUAACAGCCCACCACCCAAAGAGCCUCAUGUCUACCUGCGUUCUGAAUCUACACAGCCCCUCUUAGAGGCAGAGGAACCUUUCACUCCGAAGUGUUACCAGAAUCUAGCACUAGGUGGAAUGACAGAGGAGCAGCAUUUUUUUGGGCCAAGCCAUGAUUGUGUACCUGAAGAAGUGGCAGACCCAGAGAGUCUUUGGGAUGACUUUCCUUUUCUACGAGCAUUAGCCAUGAAUGAUACUGAAAAUGACUAAAGCACCAUUGGCAAUUACAAGUAGAACUGCUUUGUUGGAGGCUUACAUAGAUCUAAGUAUGUGCAAUGAAUUUAAUGUGAUAACGUACACAGCUGUAAAUAACAUGGCUACUAGCUAGAAUUUUUUUAAGCUGAUAGAAAUCAUGUUGAUAUUUACUGAUUAUCAUUGCAAAGUUUUUGUAUACUUUGUAAAACUUCUGCAGCAAAUGAAGUUUCUUCUUGUUUUUUGUUUUUUACUUUAACCUCCUAGGACCUGAUAUCCA